UCGCGUGCGCCUCGCUGUCAAUUAAAUAACAAUUGCAGAUCAGCAAAUAUACGUCUUUCUGGCGAAUUUCGUGUGAGAAACCAACACUAUUUGUUGACAAUCAACGCUUUGCAUUUACAAAAAUGUCGUCAGAUUGCGCCACCGAAGCGGCUGAUCAACAAUCAGAUCAUCAUGUGCACUUUGAUGCGACCACGUUGAAGACUGAUGACUUUGGCUCGGAUUCCUGUGUGACAUAUCAGCGAUCGGGGGAUACGAUUGUCGUUAGCCUGGGCUUUCUGCAGAUCAAUCAUCGCUAUCUGAUCGAUCUGAAUUUGCCGGCGUCACUGUUUGGCAACACCGGUGCGCCGGGCACCAAAUUUGUGCCUGUGGUGAGCGCCACACCGAAUCUGCAUUGCAGCAUCACGGAGUUCACCGGCACCAAGCACGACGAGCAUGACUUCUUCGAAAUGAAGAUCGAGUUCUUUGCGUACAAGGAAAAGCUGCUCCGGGAGGAGCUGCACAUCGUUAACUCUAACAAUGCCAAGGAGGUACUCCAGCUGGUGAUUGCGGCACGUGUCCUCGGCAAGGGCAAGGGUACGCCCAUGUUGCGCACGGGCAUCCACUGCAUAGGCGUCGAAUGGGAUGACGAUGAAUCGGAGCAGUCCGAUUUUGCUGGCUUCGAUAAGCCCUAAGUCGCCUUAAAUCCACCUGGAGGCUGGACCUAGUUUGGUUUCUUAGUUAUGUGCAGUUAGUUGCAUAGAUUUUAAGUAAACAUUAUUCAUAAUCCGUAAUGUUAAUUUAUAGCCAUGUGUGUACUCGGAUGUGUGUACGCAUAUAAGGCAGGCAAGUUAUAUGUAAAUUAUUGAGCAUUAGAAUUCCAAUCCAAUCCCCGCCAUUCAUUCGUGUACACCCCAAGAAUAUGUAAACGUAAUUAAUUCAAUUAUUUGUUUGUUAAGUUAUAUUUGCAAUUUCAGUGUCA
Molecule: messenger RNA, 958 nt
Organism: Drosophila grimshawi
Lineage: Eukaryota; Metazoa; Arthropoda; Insecta; Diptera; Drosophilidae
Product: UPF0687 protein C20orf27 homolog
Exons: 2
Coding region: 123-671 (182 amino acids)
Source: RefSeq, a predicted model, not a curated record